CCCCCGGAAGCGGCGGCGCCGUUGUCGCAGUGCGCGGCCGGCGCGGUUGGAGCGGCGGGAGCAGCGGAGCCGCCGGCCCCAGCGGCCGGGCCGGGCCGGGCCAUGAAGGGGAAGGAGGAACGGGAGGGCGGCGCGGCGGGGCCCGGGGCGACGGGGCCGGCCGCGGGGGGCGGCAGCCCCGAGAAGAGCCACAGCGCGCAGGAGCACAAGGAGCAGGGCAACCGGCUCUUCGGCGGCCGCAAGUACCCCGAGGCGGCCGCCUGCUACGGGCGCGCCAUCAACCGCAACCCCUUGGUGGCCGUGUACUACACCAACCGAGCCCUCUGCUACCUGAAGAUGCAGCAGCACGACAAGGCGUUGGCCGACUGCAAGCGAGCCCUGGAGCUGGAUGGUCAGUCCGUAAAGGCUCACUUCUUCCUGGGCCAGUGCCAGAUGGAGAUGGAGAACUACGACGAGGCCAUUGCUAACCUGCAGAGAGCCUAUAACCUCGCCAAGGAACAGCGGCUGAAUUUUGGGGACGACAUCCCCAGCGCAUUGCGCAUCGCCAAGAAGAAACGUUGGAACAGCAUCGAGGAGAAGCGGAUCAACCAGGAGAACGAGCUGCACUCCUACCUGACCAAGCUGAUCAUGGCCGAGAAGGAGAGAGAGCUGGACGAGUGCCGAAAGACUCAGCAGGAAGAAAACGUGGAUGAGAGCCGGAGCAGAGUUCAGCUGGCCAGCAUAGAGGCCAAACACGACAAAUACCUGGCGGACAUGGACGAGCUCUUCUCUCAAGUGGAUGAGAAGAGGAAGAAGCGGGACAUCCCUGACUAUUUGUGCGGGAAGAUCAGUUUUGAGCUGAUGAGAGAGCCCUGCAUCACCCCAAGUGGGAUCACCUACGACAGGAAGGACAUUGAGGAACAUCUCCAGCGCGUGGGUCACUUUGAUCCGGUGACGCGGAGUCCCUUGACCCAGGACCAGCUGAUCCCCAACCUCGCCAUGAAGGAAGUGAUUGAUGCCUUCAUCUCAGAGAACGGCUGGGUGGAGGAUUACUGAGGGGUCCCCCUGACUCUCGCUGGGCUGGCACCAUGCCUUACUUGCUCUCCGGCUGCUCCCCCUCCGCUCCGGGUGCCGCGAGACCCAGCCCAUCUCCCCUUCCUGAGGAACUGCAGCUCGGUGGGUAGAGGCUUCCCUUCUCACCACAGCACUUGCAGGAAGACCUGCCUGGCAGUUUGGAGGCGGCCGGCUCCUCACGGUGGCCUGCAAGGUCUCACCACCAUCUCCAUUGCCUGAAGAGCAGGAUCCUCCUCAGCUACGGCAGCUGACAGUUCCCAAAGAUUGCCUCCUGCUCCGAGGAGGUGCAGCAAGAAGCGUGCUGGGGCGAGCGCGUGGUGCUGGUCCCCUCCCUGUGUACAUAGUUGUUUCUUCCUUCUUCUCCACCUUCCACAUCCUGCCCGGACAGGAUUGCAUCCUCCUCUCUUCUGUAAAAAGCCGCUUGCCAGGGUGGGAGGCCAACGUUCCUACUGCGGAUGCUGACUCACUCUCCGGCUUUUCCUGGGAACCUGCUGCCCCUGGGCUGGAAGGGGAUAGCUUGCGCAUCCUCUCUGGACUGUGGUUCCCUACUGUACCAACUGCCCGGAUGAAAGUUCUUCUUCCUUUUAAAGAAAUCUCUUGAAAAACAAACCAAACCAGUGAAUCUGCAUCCAACUGAGACUCCAGCGUUUCAGUCGGCCGAUGGCCUGCCUGGCUUUUGAGUGCCCUCUGAGAGCUUGUCAGUGUCACUUCAAAAAAAAUAGAGAUGAAAAAUAAAAUAAAAAAAAAAAAUCAGCAAUAAACGUGGAAAAAAGAGCAGGAGUU
Messenger RNA from Cuculus canorus (common cuckoo), 1836 nucleotides. RefSeq names its product STIP1 homology and U-box containing protein 1 (gene STUB1). The record is from RefSeq and is a predicted model, not a curated record. NCBI's taxonomy places the organism in Eukaryota, Metazoa, Chordata, Aves, Cuculiformes, Cuculidae. Gene Ontology annotation, molecular function: protein-folding chaperone binding; ubiquitin protein ligase activity. Gene Ontology annotation, biological process: positive regulation of proteolysis; protein quality control for misfolded or incompletely synthesized proteins; cellular response to misfolded protein. The transcript has 7 exons. Bases 103 to 1035 code for a protein of 310 amino acids. Gene Ontology annotation, cellular component: Z disc; cytoplasm.